CACGCAAAGGUUUUUCUUCAUCCUCCUAAACUCCGUUGCUUGCUUAACCAAAACACCCCCAUUCGAAUCUCUCUCUCACCAACUCUCUCACUUCCAAUUAGUCCAUCAACUACUCGAUUCGCCGUACGUGAGAACCCUCUCGGAACAUAACAUUAGGAUAGGUUUUUUCCAGAGUUGAUUUUUGACCAUGGAGCCUCGUUUUGGGAACAAGUUCCGACUUGGCCGCAAAAUCGGUAGCGGCUCCUUCGGAGAGAUUUACCUCGGAACUGAUGUUCAGACCAACGAAGAGGUCGCUAUUAAGCUUGAAAGUGUGAAGACUGCGCAUCCGCAACUGUCAUAUGAGUCGAGGAUAUAUAGGGUUGUUCAGGGUGGAACUGGGAUUCCAAACAUUAAGUGGUUUGGUGCUGAGGGUGACUACAAUGUCUUAGUCAUGGAUUUGCUUGGUCCUAGCCUCGAGGAUCUCUUUGGCUAUUGCAACCGCAAGUUUACUUUGAAGACUGUUCUCAUGCUCGCUGAUCAGAUGAUAAACCGUCUCGAGUUCAUCCAUUCUAAAUCCUAUCUUCACCGUGAUAUAAAGCCUGAUAAUUUUCUCAUGGGUUUAGGAAGGCGCUCAAAUCAGGUCUACAUCAUAGACUUUGGCUUGGCUAAGAAAUUUAGAGACAGCUCUACUCAUCGUCAUAUCCCUUACAGGGAGAAUAAAAGUCUAAUUGGGACUCCGAGAUAUGCCAGCUUGAACACUCACCUAGGGAUCGAGCAAAGUCGGAGGGAUGAUGUAGAAUCACUUGGUUAUAUCCUCAUGUACUUCCUCAUGGGAAGUCUCCCAUGGCAGGGACUGAAAGCUGGGAACAAGAAACAGAAAUACGACAAGAUUAGUGAAAAGAAGGUUUCUACUUCCAUCGAAACGCUAUGCAGAGGUCAUCCAACAGAGUUCGCAUCCUACUUUCAUUACUGCCGCUCACUUAGGUUUGAUGAUAAGCCUGACUAUGCUUAUCUGAAGAGACUCUUCCGCAACCUUUUCAUCCGUGAAGGUUUCCAGUUUGAUUUUGUGUUUGACUGGACGGUUCUCAAGUAUCAACAAUCACAACAACCUGGAAACCCUUCACCUCGUGCCAAUGAUGGUGGUGUUGGGACUAGCUCUGGAUUCAACCCUGCAGCCAGCAAUGCUGAGAAACGUCCAGACUUCCCAAAUCAGAGAACGAAUCUUGAUCUUAACCUGAAGCAGAAGACAAAGAACGUAAACGAAUCUGCAACUGCAAAGGACAAGCUGGUGCCUGGAUCGUUCUUAGGUCGAUCAGAAGGAUCAUCAUCAAGAAGAGUUGUGGACUCAAGUAGUCGUGAACCGUUCAGUGGCGGGAGUGACAAUGCAAACUAUGAAUCUGCACUCAAAGGCAUUGAUGGCUUGCGGAUCAAUAGCAAGGCAGGAGAUGAGACUGCAGCGUUGCCACAAUCAAAUGGAGACGAUACUACUCCUCGUGUAGAACCCAAAGCAAAGCUAUCAGCCUGAUUCGUAGAUGAAAGCUUUAGAACAUAACCGGUAUUCACUUUUGUUGAUUGCUUCACCCUUCUUGAAGGAGUUUGAAGGUUGUCUAUGAUUCUUCUGAAGAAAGGCUUUAAAGUUAGAGAUUUGAUAUAAGGGAGGGAUAAAAUAUAUUUUUUA
Brassica oleracea var. oleracea is the source of this 1657-nucleotide messenger RNA. RefSeq names its product casein kinase I-like. Gene Ontology annotation, biological process: endocytosis; peptidyl-serine phosphorylation; signal transduction. Lineage: Eukaryota; Viridiplantae; Streptophyta; Magnoliopsida; Brassicales; Brassicaceae. Gene Ontology annotation, molecular function: ATP binding; protein serine/threonine kinase activity. The transcript is spliced from 14 exons. Gene Ontology annotation, cellular component: cytoplasm; nucleus. Bases 188 to 1504 code for a protein of 438 amino acids. The record is from RefSeq and is a predicted model, not a curated record.